GUCCUUCAGGACCAAGUCGCGGGAGCCUGUUCGUGAAGAUUCACCGUCCCUCACAAUCUUGCACGUCACCCACAAGAUGCUGGGGCAUCGCACUCCGCCCACACGACCCCUCCCGUCCGUUCCGACUCUCCAUCACAGGAAGGAAACCGUAACGCAGGUCGUUGCCGCCAACGGUCCAUCAACAUCACAUCGGCCGGUGCCGUCGCACAAUCACACCGUCCAACGCGUCAGUCGCUCCACCACCCCAUCGACGCUGCGUAUCCUCCCCUAUGAGACACUUGGACGGCUGUAUUUGCGUUAUUUGGAGCAGGUGGGGGAGGAUGAGGAUGAGGAGGAUGCUUCUGCCGGGAUACGGAAAAGCGUUGCACAACGCCCAUUGGUGGAUCAGGGCGAUGACAGCGCGUGGGAGGAUGAAGUGGACACCAGCGGUGGGACUGUAUGGGAAAGUAGCGCAACGGGUAGUGAUGGCCCCACCUUGAGCUUCGGGCUUCCUCGGAUUCUAGAUACGAAGGGACGGUUUUUGGUCUUUGAUGGGGUGGAGUUGACUGUGGGUGGGAGGGGUUCGGUGCGGAGGACGCCGAGGAAGAGGAGAAGACGACGGGUGAUGGACAGAUCUAGAGGGAUUGGGGAUCUGGAGGCAUCGUUAGGAAAGGUUCCCAUCGGCACCUUGGCAGAACUAGACGUCGGACGGACAAGGACAAAUGAUUCCCAGCAGCACUUACGGGAGGUAGUCAACAGGCCGACGGGGUCGGAAGCAAAUGGCACGGUUCGAUCCAUCAAAGACCCGGUCAGAUUCACCAUCCCGGCCGCCAAAGCCCUCCAAUGCCGCAUGCGGCACCGCAAUGGUACACUCACCCGCCCACCCGUACCGCACCGUAGUAUCUCCCACGGCAUCUACAGCUCCGCCCGAACCAUCCACCGCUCCUUCUCGAGAAAACCCCGGCCAACUCUCCCCCAACUGCAUAUCUGCACAAUCCCCCACUCCAUCCCCUUCCCCGCCCGUGUCCUCCACCUCAUCUUCGCCUACCUUCCCUCCCCGCAUGCCUUCGCCUCAACCUGCCGGGCCUCGCACCAAGCCUCGCGCGCGCCUCAGGCCCGGGGUAUGUUCUUCCUGUAUCGGUACGGCGCGAUCGACGCGAUUGCUCAUGCCUUACUCGGACCGUACCAUCGCGGCACGUACAUGGCGGUGUUGGAGUGGUUAUUGCGCGCCGGGGCCGUGCUCCCGCGGUGGAUUGUGCAGAUGGCGGCGAUUGAUCGGGAUGUGAGGAGAGUGGAGAAUCAAAAGAAGAUUACGCCGGCUGCUGGGACGGCGGGUGAUUCUGUCCGUACCCCUCGCAGAGAAGGACGACGACGGGAACGGAUUAAGCGGCGCAUUACGGCCGCGAGACGCCCGACCGCUGCUCCGUCCCUCGACCCAGCGACCGCGCAUAGACCGCGCUGGACGACGGCGUGGACGGCAGGAACGUUGAACCGGAUUUUGAAAACGGGGCGGAGGAUGUAUGGCCCGGAUGCGAUACAUAGCCGUGAUUGGGACGCGGUGGCGGACAUUGUGUCUGCCAUCAAAGCUAGUCAGAGCGGGGCUGGCCAUGCGCUCGAUGAUGCGGGGGUGCGGAUGCUUGUGGAUGUGCUGAGGAGGUAUUUCGAUGAGUAUCAUUACUCCCCGUUCAAGGUUUAUGAUAUCGAGGUGGAACCUUCCCCGCCGCCGCCACCAAUACCUUUCCCUCGCCAUCGCAAUCGCAAACAAUACACCUCCAACCCACCCCCACCCCCACCUCCAAACGACCAUCUCCUCACCGACAUCUUCGAACCCCGCGACACCCCCACCUCCAAACGCCGCCGCAAGGCCAACCGCAAUAACCAGCACCACCACUACCACCCCGCCUCCCUCCGCUCUCUCACUUCCCUUGCCUCCUCCCCACCAACCCUCCCCCACUCCUCACCACCCACUCUCCCCCACCCGCCAACCCUCUCCUCCACCACCUCCUCCCAGUCAACCUCAACAUCAUCAUCAACCCUCCCGCCCAUCCCGCUGCAUAACCUCCAUCCUGCCGCGGAUAGGGCGUUGAUGAGCCGGUUUAUGGAUGAGGUGAAUGUUUGGGUUGGGAGGUGGGAUGUGGAGGCGUGGCUUGGGCAUUGCAACGCUGUAGCGUAAAGUAGUUCAGAUGCGUACGGAGCACUUCCAUACCACGGCGUAAGCGAGCGCAGGCGCUCAGGAAGGAUAUUACGGCGUGAACUGGUCCGUUCUGUUCUACUUUUGGUGU
Messenger RNA from Fimicolochytrium jonesii, 2261 nucleotides. RefSeq lists its product as uncharacterized. Bases 77 to 2152 code for a protein of 691 amino acids. NCBI's taxonomy places the organism in Eukaryota, Fungi, Chytridiomycota, Chytridiomycetes, Spizellomycetales, Powellomycetaceae. The record is from RefSeq and is a predicted model, not a curated record. The transcript has a single exon.